This is a messenger RNA of Andrographis paniculata, 1881 nucleotides long. RefSeq lists its product as uncharacterized. The transcript has 8 exons. The coding region runs from base 208 to 1704 and encodes 498 amino acids. Gene Ontology annotation, molecular function: protein binding. Lineage: Eukaryota; Viridiplantae; Streptophyta; Magnoliopsida; Lamiales; Acanthaceae. The record is from RefSeq and is a predicted model, not a curated record.
AGUGAACCCUGUUGCGGGAGAAGACGACGACGCUGCACGGAAAGUUUGAUCUUGGCCACGAUAAUAAUCCUGUUUGUACAAAUAGAUUUCUACGGCGGCGGCCGGCGGCCGGCGGCUAAUGUCUUCUCCCUAUCACCGGAUAAUUUGAAAUAUUUUGUUCUGCUUUCCAAGUCGUUUUGGUUACGGCUGAAGUGAAGUGAGAGUGAUAUGGGGGAACCGUCAUCUCCUGGUCGGAGCCCGACGACCAUAGCGGAUCUCCACUUGGACGCUCUGACGCUGUGCGCUAGUCAUCUCAGCAUCCGAGAUGUCUCGAACAUGGCGAUGUCAUGUAAAUACCUUAGUAGAGCGGCCUACUCUGAUUCCAUCUGGUUUUCUCUCUACAGGAAAGAGUGGCCGAUGGCUGCGGUUCCAUGUUGGAAUUCAGCAUCAAGCAUUAGGGAAACUUAUAUAUCUAGGCAUACUAGCUUGCAUCAGUUUAAGUACAUCGAUCCUCUUACUUUCAAUAUGGAUGUUGGGAUACCUCCCCAGGACAUAAUUUUGGACAAAAACAGCAUUAUAAUUGCACAGGGCCGAUCGAUGCGUUCCCUGAACAUUGAUGACUUUAUGAAUCACGGGACCUCAACUGUUCUUGGUUCCCAUAAUGCUAGAAUUACUUGUAUGAGAUUGUUUUCACUGAGUGAAAGCCUACAUCAAAAUGAGUCAGACAAGGAUGCUAAUAUUCUUGUAACAUCAAGUAGCGACCAUUUUAUUCGCCUAUGGUCAAAGGGAGGUAGCCGUUGCUAUAAAGGUCAUACUGGCCCUGUGUGCACCCUCUCGGAUAAAUUAUUAGGUGAUGGUAUACGAAAUAUAUUUGCUAGUGGAGGUGAAGAUGGAACUGUUCGCCUCUGGUCCAUCCAUCCCUCUGGGAAUCGAGGCCAGCAUGCAUUGAAGGCCACCUUUCAUGGGCAUGAAAAAGCUGUGUCACUGAUGUCAGUCUCUGGGCAUAAAACUUCUUUGCUGGUUAGCAUUUCGAAGAAUGGAAAGGUUAGGGUUUGGGACACCGCUGCUGCAUCAUCUUCUACACGUACUUCAUGUUGUGUGGGAAUGAAAUCUGUGCCUCCAGCACCUGUGGGUAUGAAAUGCCAUGAGUCUCUGCUCUAUGUGGCUGCAAGCUCUUCCGUAACUGCAGUCGAUUUGAGAACAAUGCAUAGAGUAUUCACAGUACCCCAGCGAUCAAGAAUAGAAUCAUUUGACGCCUUACCCUCAAAAUUAACAUUUUGCACUGGUGGAAUAAAUUGGGCGAUGCUGUGUGACAUCAGGAGAGUUUCCGACACACUGAAAGCCCAUCCAUCUGUUGAACUGCACGGGCACGUUGGCCCAGUCGAGCUAUUACACAUGGACUCGCACAAAGUGGUCACUGGCGGACCGCGUGAUCACUAUAUCAAGAUUUGGGAUACCAACAGUGGCGCGCGGAUUAACUCCUUACCAUGUUCCAAUUCAGGUGGACUUCGUCCAGACCUCGGAUGCUUAGCAAUGGCUGUUGAUGGGUGUCGAAUUGUCACUGCUGGUUCCAGCGGCGAGAACCAGAUAGCAAAUGCCUCUCUGUGCUACCGCAACUUCAGCACUGCUACUUGUCUUGUUCCUUCCGAUGAAAAUGCUGCCUUUUCGAAAUUCUGGGAGGUUGGGGGCUCCGAAGAUGAAGAUGAAGAUUGGCCUGCUUUUUGAUGCUGGUGAUUUAUGCUUCUUUCUGAAUUCAGAAAACUAGAAAAAUUAUGUUGAUUCCCAUCUUUUCUCUGUUAUCAUUGAUCAUCAAUGUGUAGCAAUCUAUAGGUAAGACUAAAGUGUCUCUCAAGAAACUCUCCAUGCUUAAAAUACACAGAUUUUAAGUUGAAGUUUCCUAUA